CUAAAUACCAAUGACAACAGACAAACUGACACCCACCCACCUACUCACUCAGUCACUCAGGUCAAGCUGCAAAGCUCCCCUCUGCCUACCCUCCCCACGAAAUAGCUUCUACGUCUGUGACGGCAGGCAAUCACACAGAUGACUCUGGCCCCUCUUGCCUCUCACCUUUCCAACUAACCAGCCGGAGGAGACCGGAACAACUUGAGAUUACCCCCUGAAGGUCCUUCAGGACAGGCUUCAAGGGUAGCUAUGUCUCGGUUCACCACCAUGACAACAAGGGAAAGGAAAAUGCAGGCGGCAGCAAUCUGCAGGGAGGUGCAUGCUCAGGAUGAGUUUUCGAUGGAUCUUGGGAAGAAAAUGAGCGUGCCCAAAGACAUCAUGCUCGAGGAGCUUUCCCUUGCCUCCAACCGUGGGUCCCGACUCUUCAAACUGCGCCAGAGACGCUCAGAAAAGUACACUUUUGAGAAUGUCCACAAUCAAAACAACAUGCAAUUAAAUAACAACGCAAUUCCUAAGUCUGAGAAUGAGACUACCACAUUCACCAACGGCAACGAGGACAACUCUAGAACCAACCAACCAUAUAAAGUCACAAUUGACACACUGGACACAAAAAUGAUACCAAACCCAGGCAUUAUUGCUCCAGGAUAUGGAGGUCCUUUGAAAGACAUCCCUCCAGAGAAGUUUAACAGUACAGCUGUGCCGAAGUCAUACCGCUCACCCUGGGAGCAGGCCAUUAUCAACGACCCAGCAUUGGCUGACACACUAAUUACCCGAAUGCCUCACACAAAGCCUCAAGCAGAAUGUCCAGGAUACAAGAGCUUCAACAGAGUCGCAACCCCUUUUGGUGGAUUCAUCAAAGCACCCCGGCCAGUUCCUGACAAUCAACUUCAGGUGGAAACCUUCCCAGACCUCCAAGCACUUCAGGACGAUGGUGGGCUACAUCGACCAUCCUUCAACAGAUCUGCUCUGGGCUGGACGUCAACUGCCAGCCCAGCCGCACUCCCAACUGUUUGCCCGGAGCUUGUUCUCAUCCCUGAGUCAGAAGACCUUUGAAUCUGUGAAGGAGUAACCCAAAGAUGCUGACUAUGUAGUUUCUUUAGCAGAGAUGAAUGUGGGUAGGAUGUGAGGGGGAAGAAAAACAUCCUGUAAGGUCUUGGCUGUUGAGGUUUAGGCUGUGUGUGUGUUUAUGCAGAAUUUCUUUUCUCGCUUUUCUGCAACAUAAGUGUAAGAUAUUGUAUUAAAUGUUCAUGUGUUUAUUUUCUCUCAUAGCAAAGUAUCUGUUGCCAAAUAAAGUUGCAUAAAUGCUACUGAAACAGCAGAAUCUACCAUGGGAGUAAUGGUAAGAUAAAUGUCUGAUGGAUCCGUUCAAGAAUAAUCUCCAAGAAAGCUCAUAAUAUGGUUUAAGUUGACUAAAAUAUCAACACUAUUAAAGCUGUUUUUCCCCCAUGCAAGUAGUUUUGCUGAAAAUUGCUUACACUAACUUUACACCACUAAAAACAUAUUUGUAUGGACAUGCCUAAAUUAUAUAUACGGCAUAGUAUUUGGCCACGAGAGAAGAAAGAUAGAUUUAAAAAAAAGUUGGAAAAAAGUAUUACACUUAUUAGAUAUAAUUAAAAUUUGACGAGCAAAAAAGUCAUGAAAUUAUCAGAAAACGGUCAAGAUUUUAAGAGAAUGAAGUCGUAAAAUUAUUAGAAAAAAGUCAAACUGUUACAAGAAGAAAGUCAUAAAAUUAU
Molecule: messenger RNA, 1733 nt
Organism: Oryzias latipes (Japanese medaka)
Lineage: Eukaryota; Metazoa; Chordata; Actinopteri; Beloniformes; Adrianichthyidae
Gene: myoz2a
Product: myozenin 2a
Cellular component (GO): actin cytoskeleton; Z disc
Molecular function (GO): actin binding; telethonin binding; FATZ binding
Source: RefSeq, a predicted model, not a curated record